Molecule: messenger RNA, 6486 nt
Organism: Besnoitia besnoiti
Lineage: Eukaryota; Apicomplexa; Conoidasida; Eucoccidiorida; Sarcocystidae
Exons: 14
Coding region: 1-6486 (2161 amino acids)
Source: RefSeq, a predicted model, not a curated record
AUGGAAAUCGCAGCGGAGGAUUCCCUCGGGCAGCCGGUUCGGUGCAGCGAGCCAGCAGGCCGCGCCGCGCAGUCCCAUGGGCGCCCCGCCUCUGCGCAGGCUAGGGCCGUCCAGCGGCCUGCAGAGCCUGUUGCGCGGGCCUCCUCCAUUUCUUCUUUGCCACGCCUGAGAGACGCGACGUCAAUUGAAGAGUACCGACGGAAGAGGGAAGAAAUGCGGCGAGCCAAGGAUCGCGCCGAGCGCGCAGACGAAGAGCGCCGCCUUCUCGCCCGGGCAAAGCGCCUCGUUUCCUUCAAGCACUCUCUCGACAGAGUGACAAGCCAAAUCGCCGCGUCCAGCGAGAAACAGCGGAUAAAACAGGAAAAGGAAUACGAGAGAAGAAAGGCGGAGGCCCUGCUCCUGACUGGCGCCGGCCUCAACCCGACUGAGAUCUUCAAAGUUAGAGAGGCGCAGCGGGAAGCGGAGCGGAGGGCGCGGGCGCUCGCGGAGAGGCAGCGGCGGCGGAAGGAAGAGACGCUCGAGCGUCUCGCCGAGGAGGACCGUUUGCACGCGCCGACCGAAGCAAGUGCCCGACAAAGGCGCGCCGCAGAAGAGCAGUUUCAGAAAGAAAUAGGCGCCCUUCGGCAGAAGGAGGUUUCGAGGUACCUAGAAAAGAUGACGGGCGGCGGCAAGCUCUCCGCGGCGGCCUCGAUGGGCUCGCAGGGCGCGCGGGCGAUCUUACCCAGCUCGCUGCUUCAAAAAGAGCGGCUGCCGUGUGCAAGUUCAACGAGCCCAACGCCUCCAAGCGUCGAGAGAACGCGGGCGGAAUCUGUCGUUGCAGACCUCCGGCGCUCGUGGCUCACGUUCCCAGGCGGCGACGACAAAGACUUGGGGUCGCUGGCGCCGUUGCGAGGAUCUGCGCCUUUUCACUGGAGACCGAAACUAAGUCGCUUUGAGCAGCGAAGUCUCCGGCGGACUCUCAACGCACAGCGGGAGCGUCUGAGGUGCGGCGAAGUCCAGAAUGCGGCCGGGAAGGUCCAUAGGGGGCGGAGUUUUCAUUUGAAGCCGGAGGUGAUUCUGUUUGAGAACUUUGAUCCCAACAAGGUGUACAGACAGACCUUUGAAGUCACCAACGUGAGCCUCACGUUCAACACGUUUCGCAUCGCGCCGGUUCCUGAGGAGCUCCGCGACGUCAUCGAAGUGGACUUCGUCCCGCCUGGGCGCAUGUCGGCCGGCACCACUGCAAGCGUCACCGUGACGUUUUCGCCGAAGAAAAACGUGGAUAUCGUCGCCGAUCUCGCGAUCCUCGCGCCGACAGGUCCCGAGACCUUUCCGCUCCGCUGCCUCACAAGGAAAACCGUGCUUAGCUUUGCGCCGCCGCCCGUCGCAGUCGCGGACUUCAUCGCAGCCGCGCGCGCGGAGGACGCCGACGCCUACUCCGAGACUGCCGAGCAGCAAGAAAACACACAAUCCGCCAAACAGCCGCCUUUAGGAAGCUCGAAAGACACGAACAUCCAGGAAAGCUUCGCCGCGCUGGCCUCCAAAGCCUUCAGAACGCGCCCCUUGAGCAUCCACUCUAACGUAUAUUUACUGCGCUCACCGCCACGCGGCCUUGCGGGUCUCGACGGCGCGUCCGCUGCCUCUCUGCGGUCGGCGCCUGUGGCGGCGGACGCCUCGAAGCUCCUCGUUCUCAGCAUGCGCGAAGUGCAGCUGGGGCAGGUCGGCUCGUGUGCCUUGAGCGUGAGAAACGACGGCGCGCUGGGUUCGCAGUAUAUGCUGCUGCCUCUAGUCUUUGACUUGACGAACGUCGCGUUUCCUCUCUCGCGCCCCUCCUCUGACUCGGCGCUGCUUCUGCCGCCUGGCGACGGCCUCCUGUCUCCACCGCCCCCCUUCGAGGACCCUCGCCCCGCCGCCGAGGAGACAGGGCCUGCAUCGUUGGACCCAGCCGCCUCCGCCCGUGCUCCGGGCUCCAACACGCCAGCGGAGGCGGAAGCUGCGCCUGAGGCGGAGGCGUGUGCGUCAGUCGCCUGCGCCUCGGACUCGGUUUCCUCCUUCGCGGCGGCGUUUGCGAACUUCCAAGAUGCGUUCGACGCGAGGGACACUGUCUCCGCGGACAAGCUUCUCGUCAGCGAAUCGUUCAGCAGCUCGUACCAGAGUCUUUUUGACAGCCUCGGGCUGAUGCAGCUGCUCAACACGUGGAGCUACGAGCCGGUGAAUCUGCAGCACUUUGUCGUGGAGAACGCAGUCGCCGCCUUUGAGCCGCACGACUCGCAAGUCAUUCGCUUCAGCUACGCCCCUUCAGAGCCGGGCGAGUUCUACGCGUUCUUCGUCCUCAAGGCACGAAAUCCUGCGGUCGCCGAUCGCCUUGUGUUGGUUCAGGGCCGCUGCGUGCCGCCGCCGGUCUCGGUGGCGUCCGCGCAGUACGACUUGGGUGUAUGUACACCGGAGAACACCUACCGACAGCGGCUGUGGCUGGACAACUCGCAGAGUACCGCGAUCAAGGUCUGGGUCGCGGCGCCAUCGCUGCCGCCAGACGAGCUCUGGUUCGAGCCGCAGACGUCCUUCAUUCAGGCACACCAGAAGCUGAGCAUCACCGUCGGUUUUUGCCCGAGCGAGCAGUUCUUCUCGCGAUUUCCGCAGUUCGUUCAGGAGCUCGACGCAGCGACGAAACAGAAUCACCCGGGCUCCCUCGCCUUCUCCAUUCCGAUAAAAAUCGAAGGCGCCGACCAAGUCCUGCCGGCCGAAACCACACUGACCGGCAUCUUGACGCAGAAGGAGGUCCUGGUGUCUCCGGAGUCGCUCGACUUCGGGCCCUGCUUCGAGGGUUCCGCUGUCUCUGUGCCGCUUCUCCUGUUCAAUCCUUCGCUUCUCGCGGUGGAGUACGGAUUCUGCAACCUCCACAGAGACCUGGCGAUCUUUGAGGCGGUUUCUACAGAGCGCCCUUACUCGCCGCUGCUGAUGUCGUCUCUUGCCUCACCUCCCGCGCCAUCCCCUUCGCAAAGCUCCGCCGAGCCCGGACGCGAAAGCGCCACCCCCGCGCCCGUCUCGCAAUCCGGCGUCCUCCGCGCCCCCCCGUUGUCUUCUUCGUUCUCACAAGUGCUGUCUGCGGAUCUUUCAGAUCCACUCCUUCUCGCGGGCGGGAAGUCGCUGAGCAGUGUCCGUUCACCGCCCCGAGGCGCGCCGGCGAACCAUUCGGUCUGGGUCUCGCGGGUUCUCUCGCCGGAGUCUCUCUCGGAGCUCGACGCGCAGAAGAUGCUCCCCGACGACCGCGUGCUCGCGCACCCACGCCGCGGCGAGUUUGGCCUGCUGCUUCCAGGAGAGAUCCGAAAGCUGCUGGUCGUCUACGCGCCUAACCAGCACUCCCCAGAAAACCCGAGCUUCGGCGGACUCAGGGCGGCGCCCGACGCCCCCGCCGUACGCGCAGACGACUUUCUGCUGCGAACCCUCGUCGGCAGUCAGGCGGCGCUGGAGCGGAAGAUCGCCUGGCGCGCGUCGCCCGCUCUCGCACAAGUCGCAUUCCAUCCUUCUCCCGCCCUUCGCCUCCCCUGUGUGCCCGUCGGCGAGUCUGCGGCAGACGCUCUCGUCAUGCGCCUGGCACCCGCGCUCCUGCGGAAGCACCCCCCCCUGCAGCUGCGCCAGAAAGGCCUUCCCUCGCCCAGGUCGCCUUCGCCCUCGCCCGCGGUCUCUGCGCAGGGCGUCGCUUUCUCCGCGCCGCGCGCCCGCCUCCCAGAUGCCGCCGAAGAGCCCAGCAGCGGAGGACGCGGAGUGUCUGCAAGCGCGGCGAGCGCGUGGACUCGGAACCCGUCGCAGCGGCUCUCUGUCGCCUUCUCACCAGACGCGGCCUACAUGCGCAGCGCGCGCGCUGCGCCGCCGCCUCCGCCUCAACGCACCGGCGAGGAAGACGCGGCCCCCUGUCCCUCAGCAGCAGCCGCGCCGGGCUUCAAGGCGGCGGGCGACGGCGCAGCAAGCCCGAGAGGGGGCGAGCGGGAGGAGCAGGAGCGCAGCAGAGAGCGUAAGGGGCGAGUGGAGGCCUCCGGCGGCGCCCGCGUGCGCGAGCCCGCCGAGUCUGCGCAGACAGCAGGGGGUGGCGGCGCCCAGACGCUGAAGUUCGCCUGCGCAACGGGAGCCAGCGAGCCCGACGACGGCGCGGCCGCGAGGGAGAGCGAGGCAGAGAAGGCGCGCAGCAUGCAACGGAGAGAAGACUCAGAAGACGGCGCGGAGGGAGAGGAUGACGAGGAGCUGCUCAGAGAGAUACGCGAGCACGGAGGGAAGAGGUGGAGGUCUGGGCGCGAGCCCACGCCCUCGCCGUCGGGCGAGGCGCGAGAAGGAAGCCCUGAGGCGCGGCAGGACGCUUUGGAGGGAGCCGACGCGCUUCGUGAGGCAAACCAGAAACGCAGAAACGCCUUUGUUCACGCCCACUGGAUCGUUCCAGUCAGAUGCCGCCUGCAAGAACCAGGUCGGGCGGAAGAGACGUUCUUCUCCUUCCUCGAGAUAUCGACUUGCGCGACGCCUGCGCUCCUCUUCGCGUCUCCCACAGUCCUCGACUUCGGGGACGUCAUCAUCGGCACGGAGUCGCGCCUCCGCUGCACGCUGAGGAGCCUGGAGCCUCCUCACAGCGCCUCCAACUCGCGCUGCGUUCGUUCCUACGUCCCGUCCGUCGCGCCCAGGCUGCGUGCGAAGACUCUUCCUUUCUCCUCUUGCUUCGAGCUCGCUAGCGCCCUGCGACCAGUUGAACCGGAAGCGCCCCUCGCCGUUUCUGUCGCCUUCCACCCCCGCGCGCCUCAAGUCUACAAGGCGACGCUGCGCCUUCUCGGGGGGAGCGCGCGACUGUCGAUCGAGCUCCGCGGCCGAGGCAUUGGCGCAGACUGGGUCAUCACGCCUCCCGACUCCGACCUCGACUUUGGAGCCGUCGCCGUUCCCCCGCGGACUCCAGCGAGAGGUGGGAAGCCAGGCGGCGGGCCCCAGCUCUGCCCGAGUUGGACAUUUCGCGUUUUGACGGUUCGAAAUCCCGCUUCUUCGUGCGCGGUGCGCUUCCGCGUCGAGUGCCUGCACACCUCGCACCCGGAGGUUGAGGCGCGCGGGGCGCUGCGGCCGUUCGCGACCUUCUCGUGCUUCCCGCUGCAGGGAGAAAUCCCUCCAAACGCAUCGCAGCAGUUUUUCUUCGCGUUUCGGCCGAGCAAGGCAGAAGGCCUUCACACGGCCGUUUUCCGAUUGAUUUCCUCCAAUGACGCCCAGCGACCGCACACGGUGCGCCUGCGAGGCCUCGCCCUCUCGCACCAACUCUACGCGCAUCCUCCCUUAUCAUCCUCGCUACCAUCGUCCUCGUUGUCGCCCUAUCCGUUUUCCUCUCUAUCUCUCUUUCUGCCUCCCCUCUCGGCACUCUCUGCUCCCUUGCGGCCGGCGCCAGGCGCCCCGCCUGCCGCGGCUUCCGCCGCCUGCGGCCUCGUGGCUGCCGUGCCGCAGCCGCUGGCUCUCUGCGAACGCGCGGGGUUCUUCGCGCUCGCCGAAAGGUUUCCGCCUCCCCUCCAGUCUCCGUCCGCCUCUGCAUUUCCCUCUGCAUUCGCCUCCGCCUUCCCUUCUGCCUUCGCUUCUGGCUGCGCCUCCGCUCUGCCGCCGCCGCUGGGGUCGCCUUCGUCUCCCCGCGGAGCUCACCCGCAGGCGCCGGCUGCGGCGGCGGCCUCGGCGCCGCGGCCGCGAGAGGUUUGUGGAGACGUCUGCGCACCGGCGCGCUGGCUGACUGCAGGGUCGUCGCACAAGGCGGUCUUCGAGCUGCGCUUCUCGCCAGAGGCGCCAGCCCCCGGCGACGAGACGCCGCUCAGCGAGGCUGCGGCUGGCUCGCCGAAACUCUGCGCGACGCCGCGCGCCGACAAGAAGGACGAGGCGCUCCAGCGGACUGCAUGCGGCGCAGCCGGCCUCGAAGACGCGCGUCUCGUUCGCGCCUUCAUCGUCGGCGCGGCCUGGGAGCCCGCGGGGCCACCGGCGAAGGGCGGCGGUGGCGCGGCCGCAUGCGACGGCGCCGCGAAGCACCCUUCCGCCGGUGGCGGCGGAGGCGCGCAGGGUGGCAAAGAGGUCGCCGGCGCGGCUGCAUGCGACGGCGCCGGCGGCGCAGGGGCUGCGUCUGCGCCUUUGAGUCCCGCGUUUUCUGCGCUGUCGCUCGCGCAGCCGCAGGGGCGGAACCCGCCGUUCGCCGACGGCAAAGGAGACGCGGUGGGGUCGUUCGAGUUUUCGAUCGAGGGCGAGAAUGCCGAGUUCUUCGCCGUCGAGCCCGCGCGCGGAAUGCUGGCGAGCGGAGCGCAGCAAACAGUUAACUUUUUCUUCACUCCUGGCCUCUGCAGAACCUCCGCCCGGACGCGCGCCCUCCUCAGCCACGCAGCGAGUCUUGCGCCGCCGGGGCGUUGGGUGGCGGCUACCGCCCGCGGCUUCCUCCGCGGUGGCUUCUCGCCGUCUGGCCUUUCUCAGCAAGAAUUUGAGAUUCGCCUCUCCGGAUUCGCCUCGAGUGCGCCCUGA